This is a messenger RNA of Struthio camelus australis, 2522 nucleotides long. Lineage: Eukaryota; Metazoa; Chordata; Aves; Struthioniformes; Struthionidae. The record is from RefSeq and is a predicted model, not a curated record.
GUUGUUGGAAGAGGAGCCUUCGGUGUGGUCUGCAAGGCAAAAUGGCGAGCUAAAGAUGUAGCCAUUAAACAAAUAGAAAGUGAAUCUGAAAGAAAAGCCUUCAUUGUAGAGCUUCGACAACUGUCACGAGUAAACCAUCCCAAUAUUGUCAAGUUAUAUGGAGCCUGUCUAAACCCAGUAUGUCUUGUUAUGGAGUAUGCUGAAGGAGGUUCUCUAUACAAUGUUUGUGCCUUUGUUUUGCAGUGCUACAUGGUGCUGAACCUCUGCCUCAUUAUACUGCUGCACAUGCAAUGAGUUGGUGUUUACAGUGUUCCCAAGGAGUGGCGUAUCUCCACAGUAUGAAACCAAAGGCUCUAAUUCACAGAGACCUGAAGCCACCGAACUUGCUCUUGGUAGCUGGGGGGACAGUUCUAAAAAUCUGUGAUUUUGGUACAGCCUGCGAUAUUCAAACACACAUGACCAACAAUAAGGGAAGUGCUGCUUGGAUGGCACCUGAAGUUUUUGAAGGUAGCAAUUACAGUGAAAAAUGUGAUGUUUUCAGUUGGGGUAUUAUUCUCUGGGAGGUAAUCACCCGUAGGAAACCUUUUGAUGAGAUUGGUGGUCCAGCUUUCCGCAUAAUGUGGGCGGUUCACAAUGGUACUCGGCCACCACUGAUCAAAAAUUUACCUAAACCGAUUGAGAGUUUAAUGACCCGUUGUUGGUCCAAGGAUCCUUCACAACGACCAUCCAUGGAGGAAAUUGUCAAAAUAAUGACACAUUUGAUGCGGUACUUUCCAGGAGCUGAUGAACCUCUGCAGUAUCCUUGCCAGUAUUCAGAUGAAGGCCAAAGCAACUCUGCUACUAGUACAGGUUCGUUCAUGGACAUAACUUCCACAAACACAAGUAACAAGAGUGAUGCUAACAUAGAACCAAGUGACUUUCAAGGAACUUCUACCAAUGACACUAUUAAACGUUUAGAAUCAAAAUUGGCACAGCAAAUGAAAAAUACAGCUAAGCAGCCGGGUGAUCCUGGCCGUUUGAGUUUACCCCCCUCUCGUGGGAGCAGUGUGGAGAGCUUGUCAGAUGUUCGCGGGCGACCGCAGUCAGCCCUUGUUUCCGGAGAAGCCAAAAGGAUGAGUGCUGACAUGUCUGAAAUAGAAGCAAGAAUAGCUUCCACUACAGCCUAUUCCAAGCCUAAACGAGGCCACCGUAAAACUGCUUCAUUUGGCAACAUUCUGGAUGUCCCUGAGAUCAUCAUACCAGCAGGAAACGGACAGCAGAGGCGCAGAUCCAUUCAAGAUCUCAGUGUUGCUGGAACAGAAUCCAGUCAGGAGAGUAGAAACAGCAGUAGGUCAUCUAGUCCUAGUGUGAGAAUGAUCACUACCUCGGGACCAACCUCUGAAAAGCCAACUCGUAACCCAUGGACACCUGAUGAUGCAGCUGCUCUUGGAGAUAGCGUAGUCUUUGAGGGCAACACCUUAGUUUGUCUACCACGACUACUGUGUGGCAGGUGCUUUUGGGGUAUGGAGACCAAUGGGUCAGAUAACUCCAUCCCAAUGGCAUAUCUUACAUUAGAUCAUCAGUUACAGCCUCUAGCACCGUGCCCAAACUCCAAAGAAUCUAUGGCUGUGUUUGAGCAGCACUGUAAAAUGGCGCAAGAGUAUAUGAAAGUUCAGACAGAAAUUGCAUUACUGUUGCAGAGAAAACAGGAACUAAUAGCGGAACUGGACCAGGAUGAAAAAGACCAGCAAAAUACAUCCCGUCUGGUACAAGAACAUAAAAAGCUGUUAGAUGAAAACAAAAGUCUCUCAACUUACUAUCAGCAAUGCAAAAAACAAUUAGAGGUCAUCAGAAAUCAGCAACAGAAACGGCCAGGCACAUCAUGAUUCCCUGGGACCUUUCGAAUGAAAAAUAUGCACAGAAAAGACUGACUUUUUUUAUUAUCCUUUAUUAUGACAACUCAUGAGUGUUAGCUUCUUGGUGUGGUCUGUAUUUGUCUGCUACACUUAUAACAUCAUUUAAUUUUCCUUUUCCUAUGGUAGACAUUCAGUUCAACAGGUUAAUCAAAUAAGGAGAGAAAACAAUGACAGUGACUUGAAUCAACAGCCCUCAACUUAAAGCAAGUACAGUGAACAGUGGCUGUAUGCAUGCUCGUUGUGUGAAGGCUAGCCUAACAAGUGUUAAAGUGGCUGCUAAAUUGUAAGAUCUUGUAUUUAGAUUUUGGUGUUACCUCGAUAAGAGCAAAACAAAAACUUUCCUGUUUAAGAAUGGUUUUGUUCUAGUGUCUCAUCUCAAACAGAUUUACAAUAGCAGUUAUUUUCAGGAUUUAAACAUGCACCAAGCUGCAAAGAUGAUGUUGGCUGACCAGAGUAAUUCAUGAUGCAUUAGUGAUGCCUUUUACCUGUAGACUUAGCGUAUUUUUUUCCCACAUGCAAAAUGGUAGUCAAACUGAUGCCAACACCCUUGGUUCAGUGCUUGAUAGCCCUGCAUUUUGACUAAUAUGUUUCUUGUAAUCUUGCAUUCAUAAAAUAUUUGAAGUAAAA